AUCAUCCGCGGACGUCAUGUUUUACACGCCGUGAAGAAAGUUAUGGCUGGCGUGGAUGUCCCUCCGGUCUUCAAAGACCUGCCGGUCAAGGUCCAGACAUCAAAGCUUGUCAUCAGAAAAGACAUUUUCUCUCAGCUUCAAGAAGCUACAAAGAAUGUGUUGCUGCCGGAACCCCGUCUGCGGGGCCUGUGCCACGUGCUGCGGCUCACGCUGCCGCGCUACCACGGCAGCAACUCGCGCCACCUGGUGGAGCAGUUCCUCGAGUGCCUGCUCAAGAACCACCCGUCGAGCGCCGGCCAGCUCAUUGCCACCGUGCUCGAGGUGUCCCGCGAGCACCGGCCCCUCUUCAUUACGAAGAACCUGGCUCGCACGUGUCUCACGGCCCUCAGCUGGUCGUGCAAGGUCGCAAGCCAAGUCUUCGUCAACAAGGGAGACCUCAAGCCAGACAAGAUGAGGGACCUCGUGGAGGCCCAGGCCAACCUGCUGCUGUCUGUGGUGUCCGCCUGCGACGCCACGCUCAACAAGAAGGCCAGGCGCAAGAUGAACUACCUGUGGAAACAGGUGACUCCCGAAGCCUACCUGGAGGUGCUGGCAACCCUGGAGUCGUCUUGUCCCGUGCUGCUCUCCUGGUGCUUCCUGAUUGGCUACCUGGACACGCAGAAGCUCAGGGAGCUUAUCCACAGCCACAAGGCCAAGUUCCUGGAGGUGUUCCGCACUGCGGUCCUUGGCAGCAAGACUCCAGCCCCCACUCAUGUCCUGGAGCAAUCGAGGUCCCUGCUGAGGCACGUGACCCACGACGACUUCAAGGGGCAGCUGCUGCCGGCCCUGCAGAAGGCCAUGCUCAGGAACCCUGAGAUCAUCAUGGAAAGCGUGGCGCACGUGAUGCAGGGAGUCUCUCUGGAGCUGAGUCCCUACCUGGGCGACCUGGGCAAGAGCAUUGCACAACACCUGAUUGCCAAGGACGAGGCAUGCCGCCAGGGGGCGGUGCUGGCCCUCCGCCACCUGGCCAAGCAGUGCGGCUCCCAGGAGGCCCUAGAGGUGCUCCUCUCGCACCUCGUGGAGGUGCUCAACGGGUCCGAGGGCAAGCUGAGCACAACGGAGCAGCGGCUGGGCGUUCUGAUGGGGUUUGGAGAGGUGAGCUGCCACGUGGUGACGGGGGCCUCCCACGUGCAGAAGCUCAGCGAAGCUGCCCUCAAGCACCUGCUUCAGGUGCUCAAGUCGGAAGUGCACGAGGGCACCCUCCUGCUCACCCUGAAGGUGAUGUCCAAGUGGUGCUCCCGCUUCACGGAGGACGUGCCGGCGUUCCUCGUCGAAGGAUUUCAGACCGGCAUGGGGCUCAAGUCAUCGACCUCUGCGGUUCGGUACGGAUACCUACAGUGCAUGUUGUCUGCUUUCCACGGGGUGCCGGGGCCGGGCGUGGAGCCCCUGGUGGGCCUCCUGCUCAAGGCAGUGGAGCGAGCCCUGUCCCAGCCCAGCCAGCCCAGCCCCGUGUGCGAGGGCCUGGCCGCCGCAUGCCUGCUCCUGCGCCUGCAGGCCAGCUCCCCCGCCCUGGAGAACAAGGUGAAGGCGACCGUAAGCCAGCUCUUGGAUCCGCAGAAGCAGCCCUUCUUUGCCGACAAGUUCCUGCAGACCGCCUCAGAAGACACCUACCUCCUGGUGCUUCAGCUGAUCACACGCAUGAUCCUGGAUCACCCUGACUCCUCAUUGGCCAACCUCAAGCCCUUUGCCCUGCCCCUGCUCAGGGCACUGAGCCACAGCGCCCACCCUGUGCGCCAGUCGGCCCAGAGCACCGUCAAGAAGCUGGUGUCGGUACUGGGCGGCACCUCCCUGGCCUGCUUCCUGCUCAGGGAGUUCCCGGAGUUCGUGGAGACCCACCUCAAGGAAAAGGUGGAGGAUGCAGAGGCCACGGAGGCCAAGGUCCUGUCGGAGGCCCUGGUGACAAUCUGCUCUGGGUCCAACCUGGACGCCAAGGACGUCGAGGACCUGGCCCUGGAGUCCCUCCUGCCCGCCCACCUCCCCGUCUUUGCGUCGAGAUAUCCAAAGCUAUGGCGACGGAUCUUAGAGCUCCUCAAACUGGAUCUGAAGGCACCGGUGGACCCUAGUCGAGCUCUGCCCCUCGUCUUGGGCAAGAAAGUGCUGACACCGGAGCUGAAGGGAGCGGUGCGGACCCUGGUGGCCCUCCUUCCGGCCGACACCCUCCCCGCCGUGGUGUCCGAGGUUCUGGGGGUGCUGGGCCAGUCCGAGCUGCGCACGGUGACGGCCGAGGAGCACGCCAUCUACACCACCCCUGAGGGCACCCUUUUUAACAAGGCCGUCCUCUCCAGCGUGGUAGAAGCCACGACAGAGUCGAAGAACAUCAAGCGCGAGAGCAAGGUCUACUCGUACAAGGAGCAGAUGGAAGAGAUUGAACUCAAAAAGGAGCUGGAGGCCAAGAAGAAGAGCAAGGUGCAAGAGCCCGAACUGAGCAAGAAGCAGAAGGAAGCCAUGGAAGCGCAGCUCCAGAAGGAGCACGCCGUGCGCCUGCGCAUCCGGAAGCUGGCUGAGUCGGUGGAGAGGGCGCUGCAGUUGCUGGGGGCGGCGCUGUCUGCACCGGCGCCCACGGUGUGCCUUCACGGGGCUCCGCUGUUCCCCGAGGUGGUGCAGGCACUGACGUCGCUCUUCAGCAGUCGUCUGGCAGCCCCCUACGUGGUGCAGGCCUUCCUCGGGCUCAAGGACGUCCUCUUCCCCCCGGACCUCAGACACUUUGGUCAGUGGGUGGGGUUCCUGACCCUACGGCUGGCGGGGCCCUGCUGCCCCUUGGACCCCCGCUGGACCCAGGAGGACCUGGAGGAGUGCACCCAGCGGGUGGUGGGUCGCCUCCACGACCUGACCUGUGGGGGCAGCCGUCGCCUGGCCUCCCCCGCCUUCUGCUUCGCCUUCCCCCUGCUGCGCCUGGUGCUGGCCAGCCCGGACUCGGGGGACCAGCUGGUCACCCAGUGCCUGCAGGUGCUCAGCGCUCACUCCUUUAUGCGCGCCAGGGAGCCCCUCAGCCUGGAUAAUCCCAAGAACCUUCCCGUCGAGAAAAUGCUGGAGGCCAUUGUCAGCCUCCUCGGCCGAACAACAGGCCGCAUUCAGCGGCUGGCCCAGAAGGUGGCGGUGGACGUGUGCUUUUCGAUCAGCGGCCUGGAAGGCUGCAGUCGAGCCGAGGUGGCCGAGAUCAAGGUGCUCCUGUCGGCCCUUUACUGCCCCGAGCUGGUUGUGCGGGAGACCGCCCUGCAGUGCCUGCUGAUGCUGCAGCUGGUACUGCCUACCAAAGAGAAGGAUCCGUCCAACGCCCUGGAACUGGCAUCCCGAGUUUGGGUGGCAAAGUUCGACUCCAAGGAAGAGAUACAAGCACUUGCCGAAAAGCUGUGGCGUGAGCUGCUGCUGGAGCCCGAGCCGGCCAUGGCAAGCCGCCUGCUGGGGGACGUGGGCCACCCGCAUGCGGAGGUUAGGGUGGCCGCUGCAGGGGCGCUCCGGGCCCUGGUUGCCGCCUUCCCGGACUGCUUCCAGGAGGUGCUGCUGCGCCUCAUGGAGACCUACGAGAAGUACUUGCAGCGUCCAGAGCCGAUUCGCGACAGCUUCGGCCGGGUGCUGGUGGAGAGCCCUCCCGACGUGUGGGAGCCCCGCAGUGGGGUGGGUGUAGCACUGGGACAGCUGGCCUCCCUGGUGCCCACCGCCUGCGUGGCCCAGGUCAUGCAGUUCUUCGUACCACUGGCCCUGAGCGAUCCCCGGCCACAGGUCCACAAGGCCAUGCUGGAUGCCGCAGUCGCCCUCAUCGACUUCCAUGGAAACGGCGCAGUGCACCUGCUGCUGCCGCUGUUUGAGAAGUUCCUGGACGAGGCCCCGGACGACGUGAGCUACGACCAGGUGCGGCAGAGCGUGGUCAUCCUCAUGGGCACCUUGGCCCGCCACCUGGACAAGGAAGACCACCGGGUCAAGCCCAUCGUCAAGAAGCUGAUCGACACCCUGGCCACACCCUCGCAGCAGGUGCAAGAGGCCGUGGCCUCCUGCCUGCCGCCCCUGAUCCCGGCCAUCAAGGAGGAAGCACCAGCGCUGGUCCAGAAGCUGCUCACCCAGCUGCUCAACUCGGACCAGUACGGGGAGCGGCGGGGCGCCGCCUACGGCCUGGCGGGGCUGGUCAGGGGCCUGGGCAUCCUCUCCCUCAAGCAGCUGGACAUCAUGAACACCCUUACCGAGGCCGUACAGGACAAGAAGAAUGCCCGUCGCAAGGAGGGUGCCCUGCUGGCCUUCGAGAUGCUGUGCAGCGUGCUGGGGCGCCUGUUCGAGCCUUAUGUAGUGCACGUGCUCCCACACCUGCUGCUCUGCUUCGGUGACAGCAACCAGUACGUCCGAGAGGCCACGGACAACACUGCCAAAGCGGUGAUGAGCAAGCUGACAGCACACGGCGUCAAGCUGACUCUGCCCUCUCUGCUGGCAGGCCUGGAGAACGACCAGUGGCGCACAAAAUCGGGUUCGGUGGAGCUGCUGGGGGCCAUGGCGUUCUGCGCACCGAAGCAGCUGUCUUCCUGCCUGCCCUCGAUCGUGCCCAAGCUGAUGGAGGUGCUGUCGGACUCGCACGUCAAGGUGCAGCGGGCGGGGGCCCAGGCCCUGCAGAACAUUGGCUCGGUUAUCAAGAACCCGGAGAUCCAGGCCAUCGUGCCAGUGCUCCUCGAGGCCCUGCAGGACCCCGCAGGAAAGACCUCGGGCUGCCUGGCCACCCUGCUGCACACCAAGUUUGUGCACUUCAUUGACGCCCCAUCCCUGGCCCUCAUCAUGCCCGUGGUGCAGCGCGCCUUCCAGGACCGGUCCACCGAGACUCGCAAGAUGGCCGCCCAGAUCAUCGGCAACAUGUACUCCCUCACCGACCACAAGGACCUGGCACCUUACCUGCCGGCCAUCAUUCCAGGCCUGAAACAGUCACUUCUCGACCCCGUACCGGAGGUGCGGAGCGUGUCGUCGCGUGCCCUGGGGGCUAUGAUCAAGGGCAUGGGGGAGACCUGCUUCGAGGACCUCAUUCCCUGGCUCAUGCAGACCCUCACCUCCGAGGCCAGCCCCGUCGACCGCUCGGGCGCCGCCCAGGGUCUGAGCGAGGUCCUGGGAGGCCUGGGGGUGGAGAAGCUCCAGACGCUGAUGCCGGAGAUCAUCUCGACGGCGGAGCGGACGGACAUUGCGCCGCACGUCAAGGACGGCUACGUCAUGAUGUUCAUCUACCUGCCCAGCGUGUUCCAGAAAGAGUUCACCCCCUACAUCUCGCAGAUCAUCAACCCCAUCCUCAAGGCGCUGGCGGAUGAGAAUGAGUUUGUGCGCGAGACGGCGUUGAGGGCGGGCCAGCGCAUGGUGAGCAUGUAUGCGGAGACAGCCAUGACCCUACUGCUGCCCCAGCUGGAGAAGGGCCUGUUCGACGACAACUGGCGGAUCCGCUACAGCUCCGUGCAGCUGCUGGGAGACCUGCUGUACAAGAUCUCAGGAGUGACAGGAAAGAUGUCCACUGAGACAGCAGACGAGGACGACAACUUUGGCACAGAGCAGUCGCACAAGGCGAUCCUGAUUGCCUUGGGGGAGGAGCGCCGCAACCGCGUCCUGGCGGGCCUGUACAUGGGGCGGCUGGACACGUCGCUGAUGGUGCGCCAGGCAUCGCUGCACGUCUGGAAGGUGGUGGUGACCAACACCCCUCGCACCCUGCGGGAGAUCCUACCUACCCUGUUCUCCCUCCUCCUGGGCUUCCUGGCCAGCAGCAGCUACGACAAGCAGCAGGUGGCUGCCCGCACCCUGGGGGACCUGGUGCGCAAGCUGGGCGAGCGGGUCUUGCCAGAGAUUGUGCCCAUCCUGGAGCAGGGGCUGGACUCGCCCCUGCCGGACCAGCGCCAGGGGGUGUGCGUGGGGCUCAGCGAGAUCCUGGCUUCCACCUCAAGGGACAUGGUACUCACCUUCCUCGACAGUCUCGUGCCCACAGUGAGGCGAGCCCUGUGCGACCCCCUGCGGGAGGUGCGGGUGGCUGCGGCGAGGACCUUCGACAACCUGCACUCCACCGUGGGCUCUCGGGCCCUGGACGACAUCCUGUCCCCGCUCCUCCUUCAGCUGGGUAACUCUGAGCUAGCAGAGAACACGUUGGACGGACUUCGCCAGGUGAUGGCCAUCAAGAGUAGGGUGGUCCUACCUUACCUGAUUCCCCAGCUGACGACGCCUCCGGUGAACACCAAGGCCCUGUCCCACUUGUCGGCGGUGGCCGGCGAAUCGCUGUCGAGGCACCUGCCCAAGAUCCUGCCCGCACUGCUGACCUCCUUCAGUGCAGCCAUCGACACCCCCAAGCAACAGGAGGAGCUGGAGUACUGCCAGGCGGUGGUGCUGUCGGUGGGGGACGAGGCCGGAGUGCGCACGGUGGUGGAGCAGCUGCUGGAGGGGGCCCGUCAGCGGGCGCAGCGGCGGGGGGCGGUGGCCCUGCUGUGCGCCUUCUGCUCCCACACCAAGGCACCCCUGGGGCCACACGUGCCCCAGCUGCUGAGGGAGCUGCUCCGCCUCUUCACGGACACGGACCGGCACGUGCUCCAGCUGGCCGGGGAGGCCCUGGCCGCCGUCACAAAGACCCUGGACACGAACCAGCAGAUAGAGUAUGUUGCGGACGUGAGGCAAGCCAUCCGUUUUGCAGUCAGCGAUCUCAAGGGACAGGAACACUUGCCGGGCUUCUGCCAGGAAAAGGGCAUCUCGCCGAUCCUGCCGAUCUUCCGCGAGGCAAUCCUGAUUGGUGUGCCUGAGCUGAAGGAGCAGGCAGCCCAGGGCCUCGGGGAGGUGAUCCGGCUGACGGACCCCGCCUCCCUAAAGCAGUCUGUGAUCAGCAUCACAGGCCCGCUGAUCCGCAUCCUGGGCGACCGCUUCAGCUUCGGGGUCAAGGUGGCCGUCCUCGAGACGCUGGCACUCCUCCUGGCCAAGGUCGGGGUGCAGCUGAAGCCCUUCCUGCCCCAGCUGCAGACGACGUUCCUGAAAGCCCUGAACGACGGCAACCGGCAGGUGCGGCUCAAGGCCUCGGUAGCCCUGAGCCACCUGAUCGUCAUCCACACCCGGUGCGACCCGGUGUUCCAGGAGCUGCACAACUCUGUCAAGAGCCAGGACGACGUGGCCGUCAGAGAGACGAUGCUGUAUGCACUGCACCGAGUGGUGGCGGCAGCGGGCAACAAGAUGUCGGACCUGAUGCGGCGCAGCGUGACCAUCACGGUGUCCUCGUACCUGAGCAGCUCGGAGGACGGCUGCCGCACGGCCGCUGCGGGCUGCCUGGGCUCGCUCUGCCGCUGGCUGCCCCCAGACGAGCUGGCCGCCUUCGCCAGGGACUACCUCCUCAACGACGACCCGAGCGAGGACUGGACGCUGCGGCACGGCUGCAGCGUGACGCUCUCGGUGGCCCUCAAGCAGGCCCCCGAGCGGAUCCUCACCGAGGAGUGGAGGGAGCGUGUCGUCAAGACCCUUGUCAAGUACAUGACUGCAGACAGGGUGCCAAUUGUGAUUGGGGGAGUGCGUGGCACCAGUUAUUUCCUGCACCAUGCGCUCGCCAACAAUGAAGAGGUGCCGCAGCUCCUGCUCACCACUUUUGCCAAGUGCCUGAACCACGCCAACAACGAGGUGAAGCAGCUGGUGGCCCAGUCGGUCCAGUGGCUCUCCCGGGGCACCCAGGAACCUGGCCGGGGCCUGGCGUCGUCCCAGCUGCUGCGCAGCCUCGUGCCGCAGCUGGUCAAUGGCACCAAAGAAAAGAACUCGAUGGUGCGGGCCAACAGCGAGUACGCCCUCGUGUCCCUGCUCCGGCUGCGCACCUCCACCCAGGGACUGGACGAGUGCCUGGAGGUGCUGGACCCGGGGGCGAGAGAGUCGCUGCAGGACGUGUACACCAAGGUGCUGCGCAAAGUGGUCUCCCAGCCAGAGCCCAGGGAGGAGGACCUGGACGACGGCAUCCUGUCCUGAUGGCCCCCCACAGUCCAGCCAAAUCGCUCUUCUGGUACCUUGCAGAAUAAAGUUGUAAAGUUUUUCCACUUGCC
Ixodes scapularis (black-legged tick) is the source of this 8042-nucleotide messenger RNA. It is a transcript of the gene l(3)80Fj, whose product is annotated as eIF-2-alpha kinase activator GCN1. Lineage: Eukaryota; Metazoa; Arthropoda; Arachnida; Ixodida; Ixodidae. The transcript is spliced from 53 exons. Bases 43 to 7968 code for a protein of 2641 amino acids. The record is from RefSeq and is a predicted model, not a curated record. Gene Ontology annotation, molecular function: protein kinase regulator activity; protein binding. Gene Ontology annotation, biological process: cellular response to amino acid starvation; regulation of translation. Gene Ontology annotation, cellular component: cytosol.